Molecule: messenger RNA, 1812 nt
Organism: Effrenium voratum
Lineage: Eukaryota; Dinophyceae; Suessiales; Symbiodiniaceae
Source: the annotation of a GenBank genome assembly
AUGGACAACCUGGACGAGAGUCGAGGCCCUAGCUUGCUCGAGCAGCUAAGCUUUCUCACCGACACGGGCGACAACACAGGAAAAUCAGAUCGACGUCCCACGCUGCACUUGAACGAGCGUUGGGGUGUUCCAAAUACGUCCAAUGCACCGGGAUUCAUCGACGACCUGCAGUAUUCUGUGAAUCAACGCCGACCAAAGGGCCGUGGCCGCAUGCAAGAUAGACCCUCCAUCUUCAGGAGGCUCCCAAUCAGCCGGCCAGAAUGGCUGCCGCUGCACCCAAACGGAAAUGUGCGGAUCUUGUGGGAUGUGUCAGCUUUGCUUUGCCUGUCCUAUGACCUCUUCUACAUCCCUUUCGGGGCCCUGAGCCCUCCUGAGACACUUUUCACGGCGGUCGCGGCGUGGUGGACCAUGAUCUUUUGGACGCUGGAUAUCUUCAUGAGCAACCUGACGGCCUGCUAUCAGAACGGCGAGCUGGUAACUUCCCAUCGUAAGAUCACUGUCAACUACCUGCAGACAUGGUUUCUCCUGGACCUCCUGGUCACUGUGCCGGACUGGCUCAGCCAGAUGGGGCGCUUUGCCGACUCAGGUGAGGCGGUCCAGGUGCUGCGCUCCCUGCGGUACCUGCGGACACUUCGGCUGCUGCGGGUGCUGAAGCUGCAGCGGCUACUGGCCAUGGUUUAUGAUUUGAUCGACAGUGAGAUCACGUUCAUCAUAUUCACGUGCGUGAGGCUGAUGUUCGGCAUCCUUGUCCUGAACCAUUGCAUUGCCUGUCUGUGGUACCUGGUGGGUACAUCUGCCUUGGAUGGUGACAGCUGGCUGACCUCAGGUGCUAUUCCCAUCGUCGACACCAGCUUGGCUUAUCGUUACACAACAUCUUUGCACUGGAGCCUCACCCAGUUCACGCCAGCAUCCAUGGAAGUCACCGCGCGGAACUCGGGCGAGCGUGCAUUUUCGAUUUUGGUGCUCUUCUUCGCAUUGAUGGUCUUCUCCUCUGUCAUUGGGCAGGUCACCGCCUCCAUGAUGUCGCUGCAGGGCCUUCAGGGCCACGCCAAGAAGCAAUUCUGGCUGCUGCGGCGCUUGCUGAAGACCCGCCAGGUGCCCGCGGAGAGCCGCGGCCGGAUCCUCCGCUUCCUGGAGCAGCGGGUGACCCGGGAGAGGAAGCGCGUACAGCAGAAGGACGUGCGGAUUUUGCCACUCCUCUCCGAGCCCUUGAAGAACCUGCUUGCUUGGGAGCUGCAUCAAAGGCUAUUGACCCGACACCAACUCUUCUACAUCCUGCAGCAAUGCAUCGAGCCCAUGAUGAUGAGGCUUACAAGAGAUGCUGUGUCCGAGUCAGCCAUGGCGGACCAGGACGUGCUGUUCUGCCUGGGCGAAAACGCGUCGUGUAUGACAUUUGUGCACUCCGGAACCUUCCUCUAUGAGCGGGGCAGAGGCGCUGAGCAGAUCGAGCUCAGUGCCUACCAGUGGUUGGUGGAGGCUUGCUUGUGGACAGACUGGCAUCACCUCGGAACGCUCACGACAACGAGUGCGGGUGAGCUUUGCCAUGUGAAGCCGGACAAGUUUGCCAACGUGAUGCAGGGGCAUGUGUGGCCUUGGAGCUUUUGCAGGCACUAUUCCAUUGAGUUCUUGAAGCUUCUGGAUGACCUGGAUGUCGCGGAGUGGUCAGAUUUGCUCCAGGCGGAGCACGUGCACAUGGCUCUGGAGCGUGCGCAAGAGACCCUCCGAGAGGACAAGGACUGGCCGGAUGAGAUCAGUGAGGCAUGGAGCGAGCUCAUGACCAGGCGCCCCACCGGGUCCAUCAGGAAGACGUGA